AUGCCCGACGAGUUACGCGAUCGUAAAUGUGCUUGCUGCGGUGAAAACGAGCACGAGGAAUCCGAGAACCAAGCACAUAAAACCCCAGCUUCAACUCUACACGAAGCAGUCCUCGAAGGGAACACGCAGCGCCUAGAAGAGCUCCUCCGCGAAGAAGCCGCUCCAUCAGCACCGUUCUCCUCUCGAGAGUUCACGGCACUUCAUCUAGCCGUUCAAGCAGGCGACGAAACUCCCACCAAGAUCCUCAUUGACGCCGGGGCCAACGUCUCAGCCCCGACUGUGGACGGAGUAACGCCUUUGCACAAUGCUGCUGCUGAGAACGCGUUGGGGCCUGCGGAACUGCUCCUUAAGGCUGGGGCUAACGUGCAUGCCCGUAACGUUGAUGACGAGACGCCGCUGCAUGUAGUGGCUCUCUUCGGAGGAGCGAGAAUGGCAAAGCUUCUCAUCGAUGCUGGGUCAGAUGUCACAGCGAGAGAUUGCUACGGGAAUACCACGCUGCAUGUAGCUGCCGCCCAUGAGUUCCUGGAUAUCGUUCAGUUGCUUCUCGACUCGGGGGCUGACCCGAAUGCUAUCGACAAUAAUGGAGACGCGGUGCUACACCGUGCAGUGGCAGAUGGACCAGCUUCAGCUCAGCUACUUCUACAAAAUGGAGCUGACAUCUCAAUAAGAGGUCAAUUUGGGGAUACGCCGUUACAUCGAGCAGCUCAGAGCUCGCCGGAACUUGUACAGGUCUUUCUCCGAGCUGGUGCGGACCAUGCGGCGGUCAACGAGGAUGGAGAGACGCCACUACAUCAAGCAGCCGCAUAUGGAGGUGCGGAACAAAUUCGACUGCUCCUUGAUGCGGGCGCCAAUGUCAAAGCAACGACCAAGGAUGGCAAGACCGCGCUGGAUCUUUUAGCAGGAGAUCGGUCUCUAGGCGAGGAUGAGGGAGCGGAUGAGAAGCCCAAAUUGCUCAUUGACGCUGGUGGGGACACGAGGCAAUGA
Aspergillus melleus is the source of this 984-nucleotide messenger RNA. Its product is annotated as ankyrin repeat domain-containing protein. Bases 1 to 984 code for a protein of 327 amino acids. Gene Ontology annotation, cellular component: cytoplasm; nucleus. Lineage: Eukaryota; Fungi; Ascomycota; Eurotiomycetes; Eurotiales; Aspergillaceae. The transcript has a single exon. Gene Ontology annotation, molecular function: protein binding. The record is from RefSeq and is a predicted model, not a curated record.